AUGAGUUACUAUAGUACAUACUACGGAGGCCUGGGCUAUGGCUAUGGUGGCCUGGGCUAUGGCUAUGGCUGUGGCUCUGGCUCUGGCUCUGGCUCUGGCUAUGGCUGUGGCUUUGGGGGCUGUGGCUAUGGCUGUUGCCGCCCACUGUGCUGUGGAAGAUACUGGUCUUGUGACUUCUAUUGA
Molecule: messenger RNA, 183 nt
Organism: Arvicanthis niloticus (Nile rat)
Lineage: Eukaryota; Metazoa; Chordata; Mammalia; Rodentia; Muridae
Product: keratin-associated protein 19-7-like
Source: RefSeq, a predicted model, not a curated record